Brassica rapa (field mustard) is the source of this 3911-nucleotide messenger RNA. RefSeq lists its product as uncharacterized. The record is from RefSeq and is a predicted model, not a curated record. NCBI's taxonomy places the organism in Eukaryota, Viridiplantae, Streptophyta, Magnoliopsida, Brassicales, Brassicaceae.
AGAUAUACUUGGUUUUAUUUGCCAUGUCAUAUACGAAUCAUAUUUGUUUUUUUUUUCUUUAUCUAUGAGUCUGACUAUAGAAACUUUGAUGAUUCAUCCUCCAAUUUUUAUUUAUAUAUAUUAAUAAUUAUUUAUAUUUUCUAAAUAUACAGUACUUGGUUAAUUUUCUGUCAGGUUUUGAUUUAACUUAUGGCCAGACAUAAUAUAUACCCAACAAAGCCUUUUAAUUAUUACCAUAAACUUAUAUAAACAAACAAUUUGUCCAAUAAGUUGUUAAGCCUGUGGACUAACAAAUAUCAAAUAUAUUUUGUAGUAUUGGGCUUUAGUUAGGUGCAAUCUUGAGCCUAAGGCCUCAAGUGAAAUAGUAAGCUUUUCCAUAUUAAGUAGCUAAUUCAAACCCAGCAAACAAAUCAUGAUCAAACCCAUAUUUUAAGUUUAGAAGGAAAUAAUUACUUGUGUGAUUCAUGAGUAAUACCAGAUUCAAAAAUCAGGUAGUCUUAAAAUCUACUGGUAGAAAGGUUGUGAUAGAUCAGAUUGCUACAACAUUUUACAAAACUAAUGAAAGAGCUUAAUAUCCGUUUUUUAAAAUUAGGGUACAUUUCAUCAGUACAUGGAAAUGGAGACUGCACAUUAAAAUAUGAAGGUUUAUGCUACCAUAGAUCCCGCAUUCCCGCUUACAGAUUUUUCCAUUUUAUCGUAUACGCAAAAUAAGAUUUCAAUAGUUCUAUCAGUUAUGUUAUUAAUAAAUAAUUGGUCAUAAUCUAUGUAUGAUCUCAGUUGAACUUUCUGUCUAUAUGUAAACUAUUCAUCUCCGUGAUUUUUGUUCAAAUGUGUCCUGCGACAAUCCAAAUUCAAUUAACCAAUCACUUUCAUCUCACCCCACCUUCACACGUGUUUGAUAAAUAUUCCUUCAAUCUUUUUAGUACUAUACCUAAUAUCUUCUCAGUGUACUAUACGAAAGCUAAGUUUUUUCUAUUGUUUAGUAAUUAUUUACAUGUUAAUUCAAAAGAUGUCGACAACAACUCAAAGAGAUCGUCGAACAUUAAACCCAAUGGAUCACCGAUAGACUUUUAGAUGCCUAUAUAUAUAACCGAACUUGCAUGUACUUGUUUCCUGACCACUACAUAAUGCGAUGUCUAGAACCUGUUUGUUUAGGUUAAACAUACUACAUACUUUUUCACCAUGUAAAAGACCUACAAAAAUUACAGUGUGUUUCAAAAUCAGUAUAUGUGAUCUUUUUGUAUGACAUGAAAUUGUUAGACAUGUCCCUAUGUUAACCCCCAAAGUAAGACUAAAAUAAUUUGGUUCAUAUGAUACGAUUCUCAAGGUGUAAACCAUAUUGGCUCAGAAAACAUUUAGUUAUAUGGUUUAAUUAAUUGUCGUCAUCAUUACGCUGAUCUAAGUUGAUAAUUGAUUUUUACUGUAGAUUUUCUUUUUGCCAUAUAAUGAUUAUAAGUUUGAUAGUUUAAAUCUCAAGUAUAAUUUCUCGAUCAUUUAUAUAUAUAAAUAAAGUAGAUCUCGACAACAUUUUUAAAUGAGUGUGGGUAACCAAACAAACUUAAGCCGUAGGGGUAAAGUGAAAAUAGGGUUAUGGCAUUUUGGUUAAUGGCCCCAUAUAUAUACGUAUUUCAUUUAAGAACUAAAAUUUGAUAUGUCGAUUAUUGUUAUCCGACCAAACUUUAAAUUGAUCGAGAUACACUCAAACUAUUGCUUAUAUAGUAUCAAUCGAUAGACUAUAGUAUAUUAUUGCUUGCAAAGUAAUCAGGUGAAAACAAAUGAAUGGCAAUGAUUAUUUACAUGAUUAUGCACAUCUUUUGAAUUGUGAUUUUGACUAAGAUAAUAUUUUUGUAAAUAUUACUCAGUGAAAAGGAGAAAAAAAUCCAAACAAAUAUUAUCUUAGUUAUCUCAUGACAUGACAUCUAAUUAUACAUAACUGACAUAAUUCGGACAUCAUGUCAUCAUGUUUUAUGUAAUAAUGUAAUAUAUUUAGCAAAAAAAAAAGUUUUAUGUAAUAUAGUUAAUAGAUUAACCAGAGGUCUAGAUAAUUGAAUAUGCCUUCAGUUAUUUCCCUAGUCUUCUUAAGACAUAGUGUAUAUUACAGAGAAAUCGAAAAAGAUGACAACAACCUAAACACAUACUGAAACCAGCAGCUGGUUGGGAGGGAGGGGCUGAGAGUAACCACAUCAAUACCAAAACAAAUCAUCCACGAGACAGAGAUAAAAGGAGACUUUGCUUAAAGACCAAUUAGAUGCAUCAAAGCCCUUACCAUGUUAUUUUAGCUGUAUAGUAAUAUUUAUAAACAGUUAUCUUUUCAUAUUAAUAUUGUACAUAUAUAAAGAUUAACGAGAGCUGAAUUUGUUAACUUAUAUAUUCUUAAAAUUUUAUUAGAUAUGUUAUACUUUUAUGUUUAUGUACUCAUGAAUAACGAAGAAAGGUAAACAAUUCUUAGGAAGAUAUGAAAGCAAAGUUAAAUAUCAUCAUAUGAUGUAUUGACAUAUCCUCCUAAAGUGGUUGAAAAACAAAACAACUCAUUAUACAAACCAAAUAUCUACCACCAAACCGAAUUUGACUAAAGCGUAUAAAUUUAAAUAUAAGCCAAACCUUAGAUACAUGUACAUAUAAUAUAUAGAGUAGACAAUAGUGGAUGGUGGUAGUGGAACCACUUAAUGCGAUUUCACCUUCCCUGUUUUUCUCCCUUUCACACAAAAAUUAAAAUAUAAUAAUUAAAAAAAUCAUGUCACACCAAAUAUCUUAUUUACCGUAAUACCAUAUUUCAUAAACUCCUUAUUCGAGUAUCUAUUCUCAUCUAAAUCACUUCUAAAGUUUUCUCUCAUCAAAAACAUACCCCAAAAGUUUUGUUUUCUUUGUUUGGUCAGAAGAAGAUGGAGUCCGGUAAUAGUAGUAGCAUGCAAUCUUCAAGCGGCGGUGGAAGAGGAGGCGAAGAAGAGUACGAUUCACGCGCCGUCGAUCAAUCCAUCUCAGCCUUCGACCACCACAAUCACCACGUACCAUCCCUACCUCCGCAGCAACAAAGCCACCUUAACCUCCUCCACUUCGACCACAACAGCGACAACAACUCUCUAAUACUACCAAACUACUUCAACAACAACACGUUCUUACCCAUAAACCAACAACCCGACCCGACAUCUCAACCCGACCUCCGUACCUUCUCCGCCACAUCAUCAUUCCCUCCUCCUAACAACAUAGGAGUAACCAAGAAACCCAAGAAAAGAUCACGAGCAUCAAGAAGAGCACCAACGACGGUUCUAAUGACGGAAACUUCGAACUUCCGGGCGAUGGUUCAAGAGUUCACCGGAAUCCCAUCUCCGCCACUAUUUAACAACUCCGUCGUGAACACCACACGCCUCAACACUUUCCUCGGCCUGUCUUCUUCUUCAUCACCAAACUCUUACAACAACAAUCUCUUGUUACGACCUUUCGCUCAACAACUCCUCCCAACAACGUCUCCUCUCCUAUCCGGAUCACAGAUUCAUCAGCAAUAUCAAAACCCUAACAACGGUUUCGAGAAUAUUAAUCUACAGUCUCUUCUUCAAGCUCAGAUUUCAAACAUUACUUCAAACCCUAGAAGCAAUAAUAACGAUCAGUUUGGUCAAGCUAUGUUGCAGAGUGCAUCUACUACUCCUAUGACGACAACGGCAGUGGCUAACGGGAACAUAACAACCGGUGAAAAUGGAGGUUACGGUGGUUCCGAUCAUGAUCAUAAUAAUGACAGUACGUGGUUAUGUUCAUCUUCUGACCAAAGAACAUAAUAGUAUGUGUAUAUAUAUUGUCCGAAAUCAAAGUUAGUCUGUUGACAUGAUUAUUCAACAAAUUAAAUAUAGCACAUAUAUGAUGAUGAAGUUACUCGUUCAUGAUUUCUAUUUUUAAUAUUAAUUACACUUUUAGAAUUA